Apodemus sylvaticus (European woodmouse) is the source of this 1272-nucleotide messenger RNA. RefSeq names its product serpin family B member 12 (gene Serpinb12). The coding region runs from base 1 to 1272 and encodes 423 amino acids. Gene Ontology annotation, molecular function: serine-type endopeptidase inhibitor activity. The record is from RefSeq and is a predicted model, not a curated record. Gene Ontology annotation, biological process: negative regulation of endopeptidase activity. NCBI's taxonomy places the organism in Eukaryota, Metazoa, Chordata, Mammalia, Rodentia, Muridae. The transcript is spliced from 7 exons.
AUGGACUCUCUUACUGCAGCAAAUAACAAAUUUUGCUUCGAUUUUUUCCAAGAGAUUAGCAAAAAUGAUGCACAUAAGAAUAUCUUUGUCUGCCCUCUGAGUCUCUCAGCUGCCUUUGGUAUGGUCCGCCUGGGAGCUAGAGGGGACAGUGCACAUCAGAUUGAUGAGGUAUUACAUUUCAAUGAACUUUCCAAGGAUGAACGCAAAGAACCCAAUGAUCCCUCUUCAAAAAGCAAAACCAAAGCUUCUGACAGCUCUCUGGAAGGGCAGAAACAAACAUCAGCUUCUCAGGAUCAGCAGGGUGACUCUACAAAUGAGCAUCAAUUGCUUGGCUGCCACUUUGGGAGACUUCUCUCCAGAAUAGACGGAGACAAAGCUUAUUACACUCUAAGUAUGGCCAACAGACUCUAUGGAGAGCAGGAAUUCCCAAUCUGCCCAGAAUACUCUGAUGACGUAACUCAAUUUUACCACACGACAGUUGAAAGUGUAGAUUUCCAGAAGGAUACUGAGAAAUCAAGACAAGAGAUUAACUUCUGGGUUGAAAGUCAAUGCCAAGGUAAAAUCAAGGAACUGUUUGGCAAGGAGGCUAUUGAUAACUCAACUGUGCUGGUGCUGGUGAAUGCUGUUUACUUCAAGGCCAAGUGGGAGAAAGAAUUCAACUCUGAAAACACUGUUGAUGCAUCUUUCUGUCUCAGUGAGAAUGAGAAGAAGCCUGUGAAGAUGAUGAGUCAGAAGGGACAGUUUAGAAUUGGCUUUAUCGAGGAGCUGCAGGCGCAGAUCCUGGAAAUGAAGUAUACCACGGGGAAGCUCAGUAUGCUCGUCCUGCUUCCAUCUUGCUCAGAAGACAACGUGAAGAGCCUGCAAGAGCUUGAAAAGGAAAUAAACCAUGAAAAAUUACUGGCCUGGAGUAGCUCAGAAAAUAUGUCAGAAAAACCCGUAUCUAUUUCCUUCCCCCAGUUCAUCAUGGAAGAUAGCUAUGAUCUCAAGUCGAUUCUACAGGACAUGGGCAUUAAGGAUGUCUUUGAUGAAACAAAGGCUGACCUUACUGGAAUCUCUAAGAGUCCCAAUCUGCAUUUGUCCAAAAUUGUCCACAAGACCUUGGUGGAAGUGGAUGAGAUAGGGACCCAGGCAGCUGCAGCUAGUGGGGCUGUGGCUGCAGAGAAGGCCCUUCCAUCCUGGGUGGAGUUUAAUGCCAACCACCCUUUCCUCUUUUUUAUCCGGCACAACCCAACCCAGAGUCUACUUUUCUGUGGCAGAGUCUACUCCCCUUGA